AUGUACGGAAUCAUCUUCGGUGCGGUGCUCCUGACCUCCACGCUCGGCUGGAUCAUCGGCAGCCAUGUGUAUCGUUAUUUCAGAGACGAGAAAGGCCUCAGACGGUAUCCGGGCAUGGACUGGCUCGCGCCAUUCACAAACGUAGCCUUCAUGCUCGAAUCCAACAAAGGCUUUCGAUCCAAACGACUGCAAGAACUUCAUGCCAAAGGCAUGCCAGUCAUCCGCACCGGCCCAAACUCGCUAUCCUACUCGGACCCCAAGGCCAUCCGCGACAUCUACGGUCACAGUACGAAAUGCCGGAAAGAUGGGCAAUACGACAUUCUUUCUGGCAGCCACACACAUCUCGCGGAUGUCACAGAUUCCGGAGAGCAUGCACGCAAGCGCAAAGUGCUUUCCUCGGCGUAUGCGCUCAAGAAUCUCGAGGAGUGGGAGUUCAAGGUCGCAUACACGACUGGCCGUAUGAUCAACCAAUUCGACAAACGAUGCGGCGGGGAGAUCAUCGACUACCGAUCCUGGACAAACUUCUUCGCCCUCGAUGCCAUUGCCUACAUCGGCCUUAGUCAACCGAUGGGCUUCCUCGAUGCCGGCAACGAUCGAUGCAUCUCUGCUGGUUUCGACGGCUCUACGAAAGAGGUGAACUUCCGGGAAUGUCUGUAUGGCACAUCGACCGCACAAUCCAUCCUUGCCUGGUCAUAUCCCUGGUACAAGCAUAUUGUCUCCCUUUCAAAGCUCGUAUCUCCACGCUUCCGCAAUUACUGGAACUUGAACAAGGACUGGGAUGGCAUCUACCUUCACCAGACCAACCAACGCCUCGCUCGCUAUGUCAAAGGCGAAGAGCUAGACGACUUUUUCCAAGCAUUGAUGCACGACAAGAAUGGUGCUUCUCACAACUUGGAUUUCGGAGAGAUUCUCGCCGAGAUUUCAAUCAUGAUGAACGCCGGCAGCACGACGACGGCCAUCGCGAUGGCGAACGUGAUGUAUCAGCUCCUCAUCAACUCAGAGUUCAUGCGCCGAUUACAAGAAGAACUCGACUCCGUGCUGGACGACGAAGACAUCGUCGCGCCCUACGAGAAAGUCAAAUACCUUCCGUACCUCCGCGCUUGCCUGGACGAGAGUCUGCGUCUCUUCCCUCCCACUUCCCACGGCUUGCCUCGCGUCACUCCCCCAGAAGGCACAUCCAUCCUCGGAGAAUAUAUUCCCGGCGGUGUCACAGUCUCCAUGUCCUCGUACGUCGUCCACCGAGAUCCGACCAUCUUCCCCGAGCCCGAGAAGUACAAUCCCGAUCGGUGGCUCGGCGAAGCGGGCAAGGAACUGGGACCGUAUUUUGUCAGCUUCUCUGCGGGUGCGCGAGGCUGCAUUGGACGGAACAUUUCCUAUCUGGAACAGACUGUCGCGCUGGCGACUAUGGUGCAUCGGUAUGAUAUUACUUUGGCGAGACCUGAUUUCGUGCCGGAUAGGAGGGAGACGUUCAAUUUGCAUCCUAACGAAUUGCCGAUUGUCUUGAAGUUACGGCAGCGUGUUGAUGAGUUGAUUUAA
Neohortaea acidophila is the source of this 1536-nucleotide messenger RNA. Its product is annotated as cytochrome P450 monooxygenase. Bases 1 to 1536 code for a protein of 511 amino acids. Lineage: Eukaryota; Fungi; Ascomycota; Dothideomycetes; Mycosphaerellales; Teratosphaeriaceae. The record is from RefSeq and is a predicted model, not a curated record. The transcript has a single exon. Gene Ontology annotation, molecular function: oxidoreductase activity, acting on paired donors, with incorporation or reduction of molecular oxygen; monooxygenase activity; heme binding.